UAGAGGUAUUUUUUUGAGGCUGAAGUUGCGGUAACUCAUUUAAGCAGCCGGUAAAUAAUAAUACUUUGAUUUUAUGGAACCUUCAGCAAAAAAAUCAAAAAUGACGAACAACCAAAAGUUCAAGAACAAUAAGAAGAAGUACUUCCAGGCCAAGAAGCAUGUGCUCCAGCCUGGUCAACGUGGAUUCUUUGCCACGUGCAACAUUAACGAGAAAGCAUGUGUACGUGAAUGCUACAAUCUUUUAAACCAUUAUGCGGAUAUCCUUUAUGGUCCGGAAAUCCUGGAAAAUGAGCAAGAAAAUAAGGAAACAGAAGAAGGAGCAGCUGGCGAUGCUGGAGAGGAUGCUACGAAACCAAGUACAACAGCCACCAGUGAUGAUGACGAUGAUUUGGAGGCAGCUGCUGCCAAAUGCCGUGAGAAACUUUCCCAGCGGAAGGUGCGCUUCCAGAAUGUGGACACCAAUACCCACAACUGUGUGUUCAUCCGCACUCAACUUGAGGAUCCAGUGACGCUUGGGAAGCACAUAAUCAACGAUAUAGCUACCACCGGCAAAUCGAUGUCCCGAUUCGUUCUGCGACUGGUGCCCAUCGAAGCCGUCUGUCGUGCCAACAUGCAAGACAUCAUCUCUGCAGCUGGUGUGCUCUUCGACAAGCAUUUCCUCAAGGAACCCACGAGUUAUGGCAUCAUCUUUAACCAUCGGUACAAUCAGCAAAUUAAGCGAGAUCAAAUUAUCAAUCAGCUGGCCGAUCUAGUCAAUUCCAAGAACAUAGGAAACAAGGUUGACCUAAAGGCGGCCAAGAAGUCUAUCAUCGUUGAAGUUUUGAGGGGCUGGUGCAUGCUCAGCGUCAUCGACAAUUAUUUGGAAUGCAAGAAGUUCAAUCUGGCUGAACUGGCUAAUCCCAGCGAUAAAAAGUCGGGCGGCGAGGGCGACUCCCAAUCUUCAGGGGAUGCUGAUUCUAACAAAGAGAAGAAAACGAACGAGAUUAAGGAUUCUGAGCCUAAAAAGUCUUCAGAGGAAUCAACUGAAGUUGACAAAGAAAACUAGUUAGGAAGACUCCCAACCCCCCGAUGGUAUGGACCAGAGCUAGAUAUAGAUCUACCAGUCUGCUGUGCAGACAAAUAUAAAUAAAUCAACCAGUUAUUAAUUCCUUUGUUAACAA
Drosophila eugracilis is the source of this 1160-nucleotide messenger RNA. RefSeq names its product THUMP domain-containing protein 1 homolog. The coding region runs from base 74 to 1045 and encodes 323 amino acids. NCBI's taxonomy places the organism in Eukaryota, Metazoa, Arthropoda, Insecta, Diptera, Drosophilidae. Gene Ontology annotation, molecular function: RNA binding. Gene Ontology annotation, biological process: tRNA modification. The record is from RefSeq and is a predicted model, not a curated record. The transcript has a single exon.